AAAUUUUACUGGUGACGACGAUGGAUAAAAAAAGGAUAAUGAUUUGAAGAUGAAACGUGAAUAUAUGAAUUGUGCUUGCUUGCUCCUGAUUUAAUGGUCAUUGUGAAUCACUCGUGUCGUCAAUUUCUGUUUGAAAAGCGUUACGUCUCUAGACGACAACGUGAUUUAUAUAUGUACAUCAAGGCUAUACUACGCAUUUAAACUAAAUCUGUUUUGGUGACUGACUUCGGUUAGAUACAAAAAGAAAAUGGAAGAAAAAAUUCCACAGGAUAAUGAUAUAUGUACAGUAAAUGGGAUACACGUGAUUGAUUUUUUUUGCCUUGGCGUUCAGCAAAAUUCAAUAUGAAAACCAUUUUCCACACAUCGAUCCUGAACAAAUCGCAUCAAAAAUCGCAAAAGCGAAUAUUCGUUUCAGAAGUUUUUGAGUAAUUUUUGGUUGAAUCAGCAUAUUUGUUGUCAAAUGCCAUCUAGUGGCCUAUAAUUCCAUUAAAUUCAACACCUUUUCUUAGCUCAAAGCUUAACGCAAAGUCAGUGAUGUGUGCACAUGCAGCGCCAAAAAAAUCCACAACGUCAUUUAAUUCAACUAUUGUAUAAAAACCAAUUUUCAAUAGUGUCAGCUGACUUAUUCUCUUGUGAUCAGAUUCAUUUGUAAAAACACGAAGUUGCACAGAAAACAUUGGUUGAGUUUUUGAUUUGAAGCGAAAGUUUUGCCUUUUAAAAAUGUCAGGAAAGGAUAAGUUAGCUAUUUUUCCCAGUCGUGGGGCACAAAUGUUGAUGAAAUCUCGUUUGACCGGUGCACAAAAAGGGCACGGUUUGCUGAAGAAGAAGGCAGAUGCUCUGCAAAUGAGAUUUCGACUAAUUCUAGGCAAAAUCAUUGAAACAAAAACUUUGAUGGGUGAAGUGAUGAAGGAAGCUGCAUUUUCGCUAGCUGAAGCCAAAUUUGCAACUGGUGAUUUCAAUCAGGUCGUUUUGCAAAACGUCACUAAAGCUCAAAUCAAAAUCCGUACAAAGAAGGACAAUGUUGCGGGUGUUACACUUCCCGUGUUUGAAUCGUACACCGAUGGUUCGGAUACCUAUGAAUUGGCUGGUCUAGCUCGUGGUGGUCAACAACUGUCGAAACUAAAGAAAAACUAUCAGGCAGCUGUGAAGUUGUUGGUGGAAUUGGCUUCCCUUCAAACAUCGUUCGUAACUCUCGAUGACGUUAUCAAAAUCACUAAUCGGCGAGUGAAUGCCAUCGAGCACGUUAUUAUCCCCCGUAUUGAACGCACAUUGGCCUACAUCAUUUCCGAAUUGGACGAAUUGGAGCGUGAAGAGUUCUAUCGUCUUAAGAAGAUUCAAGAUAAAAAACGUAUUGCCAGAAAGAAGGAAGAGGCCAGAAAGGCCCUUUUACUAGAACAAGGCAUUGAUGUUCGUGAAUCGGCCAACAUUUUGGAAGAGGAAGACAAUGAUCUGUUGUUCUAAAUCUACUUAAUUUCACUAGCAUUGCAACAACAAUUAUUAUUACUAUUAAUUGGCAUUGUCGAUUCGCUCACCACCAACAACAACAACAGAAGCCUACUAAGGUGCAACACAAUCUAUAGAAACGGAAAUUUAGAAUUGAUUUUUUUUCUUUUUCAUUUUUUGCCAUACACAAACCUCAAAAAUUUGGAAACAAUUCAGCACCAAUAAUAAUGUUAAACUGUUGAUUCGGUUCGAAAUCACGCUUCAAAAACUAUCAAAACUUAAAAAAAAACAAAUAUGUACAAUAAUUAUUGGGUAUGAUGUAACUGUUGAAUUAUUAAGAAAUGAUCAGUAUUUUAAUAGACACAAUGGUUCAUUAAAACAUGAAAUCUUUGGUUUGGAUCGUGGAGUUCCGACUAAACACAAUUUUUUUACAACCACAUCUAUUCGAAAAAAAUGAAAUGUGUUUUAAAUAAAGAAGGCAAUAUGUAGUGUAAUUUACGUUAAUAUAACCCAACACUGAAAAAAAUAUUUCAGUGGAUUUAUUCCAUAUUAUAUUGUAAAUGUUUUAAAACAAAUCUAUUCAAAUAAAAUAUCAGUUUAAAUCUUGA
Sitodiplosis mosellana (orange wheat blossom midge) is the source of this 2051-nucleotide messenger RNA. It is a transcript of the gene Vha36-1, whose product is annotated as V-type proton ATPase subunit D 1. NCBI's taxonomy places the organism in Eukaryota, Metazoa, Arthropoda, Insecta, Diptera, Cecidomyiidae. The record is from RefSeq and is a predicted model, not a curated record. The transcript is spliced from 6 exons. Gene Ontology annotation, cellular component: proton-transporting V-type ATPase complex. Gene Ontology annotation, molecular function: proton-transporting ATPase activity, rotational mechanism. Bases 721 to 1461 code for a protein of 246 amino acids.